Radiomyces spectabilis is the source of this 2374-nucleotide messenger RNA. RefSeq names its product sorting nexin C terminal-domain-containing protein. Gene Ontology annotation, molecular function: phosphatidylinositol binding. The transcript has a single exon. The coding region runs from base 21 to 2240 and encodes 739 amino acids. Gene Ontology annotation, cellular component: intracellular membrane-bounded organelle. The record is from RefSeq and is a predicted model, not a curated record. Lineage: Eukaryota; Fungi; Mucoromycota; Mucoromycetes; Mucorales; Radiomycetaceae.
CCAACGCUUUAAUCAUUCACAUGGUAUUGCUUUCAAGAUGGAAAUAUGCAUAUUCAUCAGCCUCAUCUCACUGUCCCGUUUCUUAUGUUUUUUGUUCGGUCCCGCAGCGCGAGUGCAGAGCAUUUGAAGAUUCUGGCAUGUCUCUCGAAGCGUAUACGCUCCAUAACCCUCAAUCUCCCUUUGCUCAGAUGCUCUCCAUAGAAGAACAGCAACAGCAGCUUCGCGGUCUUACGAAUACAGUCAUUAAACGACUAUUACCUCCCGCGGAUAUCGCCUCACCAUUGGUAUGCAUUCUCCUCAAGGAACUACUUUCGACCCACCUUUUUGGCAAUAUUCUCGAAAGCUGCAGCGAUCCCGACUUUAUCAAUUCUCAAAUCAUUGAUCAUCUGUCCGAACAAGAAAAUACGAUGGAAGAGAGUAUGAAUCCGACUUUGGGCGAUUUGGACGGAUUUCGUAGCGUCGUUGAAAAGGCGACAGAGGAAGCCAUCGCUUUGGAGGAUCAUUCUCCCUCACCUAUCCAAGAAUUACCCCAAGAGUUACCUCCAGCUCCCCAUCCUGCGAGUCCGCCUUGUACACCGCGACCUCAACGAUCCGCAAAGACUAAUGUUGGUUACACGAAAGAGGGGACAACCCGUCCCUCCUCCACCACGGCAACGAUUGAACACACGUCGCCGGGGAGCCACGACGAAGUUUCCAGCCGACCUACCGUGGAUACAAGCAUCAAGACAAGGUCCGAAGAAGAGGAAGCGGCUGCAGAGAGUCCAAUGUUAUAUCCUCGCGGCACUGUGUUGUUUAGCGUCAUGGACAUCUCGGAGCGUCGUGCUUCUACUGGACUUCCCGAUAAAAAUAAACUGGCCUUCAUUAUCCAGAUUGAGCGACCCGCCAUGCACGGGCAACCGGGAUCCGAAGGAGGAGGGUACGUGAUUACGCGAAAUUACACGGAUUUUGAAGUUUUCCAAUCGAUCAUGGCUGCCAAGCACCCCAAGCAUGUCGCACGAUUAAACCUGCGGUUACCUUUGGAUGCCAGCCGGUCCUGGUUGAAAUCCGCCACCACCGCACCGACGAACGACGCGGAAGCCAUGAGUCGAAGUCUGGAAAAAUAUUUGCAUACGGUUGUGCAGGAUUCGGAACUGGGACGAGAUCAAACCAUUACAGCUUUUCUACGAAAAGAGCGACGCAACGAUCAGGACGCCGAUAGCCUCACGUUUGCUGACGAAUACAGGGAUCAAAUUAACGCUUACGCCGCACUGGCGGAAAAACAAACGCACGCCUCACCCACCAGUGGCGUCGGCAGAGCCAUGUCACUCUUUUCACGAGGGCCAGCCCGUCAUCAGCCAACAACUACGACAGCGGAUGCUGGAGCGCUGGAUCCGCUUCAUCCUGAGGAUGCCACUACCACCACCACCACCAGCACCCAUUCACCCACCGAACCCUCCAAACGUUGGUUUAAAAGAAAAUCGACCCGUGAGGGUUCAAUAUCGAGCUUGUGGAGCAGUAAUUCCAGCAGCAAAGAAGACACCGAGGAUGAGCAUGAUUUCAAAGAGUUUCAAGAAAGCACCAUACCCGAAGAAUCUGAUACCAGUCCUUCCGUUUCAUCCAUGACCACAUCACUCGAAACAUUACCCACUGCAGCUACUACUCCCUUGAAAAUCAAUCCAGCCAUAGUCCCUACUCCAUCACCAGAGGCACCGAUAUCUUUGGAGGCAUCCACUCCGGCUGAUAAACCGCGAAAGAAAACAUCACUGUCGGCGGUCGAUGUCGAAUUGUUGAUAGAGACCACCUUUGCUCUCGUCGUUGAGAUUUUUGAUCUUACACGCACCAACAACAAGGCAUGGAUGCGACGAUCGUUGCUCAAUUUACUACGCGAAAUCGUUCGACGAUCGUAUACUGAAAUCAUCGCCAAAGGAUACGACGACUACAUGAACGAAUACCUUUCCCCGGAUGCUAUUGCUCAGUUGAUUGACAAGAUCAACGAUCAAUACUGGCCCACAGAGAAUAAUGAUAAUUCGAAAAAGUCGUCGUCCUCGUCACGAUCAAUCGAGGAGAAAGAAAAAUGCCGACGACAAGCACGGAUGAUGCUAAUGAAUCGAGCGAUUCCGGGCGGGCUGCGCCAAUUAAUUGGUGACCAGAAUUGCAGUGCUGCUAUGGAUAGAUUAUGGAGACGAUGUCAGAACCCAGAGCUGAAUCGUAUUUUAAUGUUGCAAAUUUUAGAACGGAUCAUGCGACCUAUCUUUGUUUAAAGAAAAACAAAACAGAGAGGGAAAAACAUGGCUCUUUAUCGGAUUAAAAAUGUAUCACGUUUAGAAAAAAAAAAAGCACAAGGGUUGGGAUUGAAAAUACAUAUAUACACUAGCUGCAGGUGCUCGUUUAUUCG